AUGCCAAUGGAUGAAUCAACAUCAGAGCUUAAGUUGCCAGGUUUCAGAUUUCAUCCUACUGAGGAAGAACUUCUCAGUUUCUACCUUAAAAACAUGGUCUCGGGGAAAAAAUUGUUCACCACUGAUAUCAUAGGCUAUCUUAAUAUUUACCAUCACGCUCCUUGGGAAUUGCCAGGGCUGGCGAAAAUUGGGGAAAGAGAAUGGUACUUCUUUGUUCCAAGGGACAAGAAACAUGGGAGUGGAGGGAGGCCAAACAGGACAACUAAAAAUGGGUUUUGGAAGGCAACAGGCUCUGAUCGGAAAAUACUAAGCAUUUCUGAUCCAAAAAGAAUGUUGGGUCUGAAAAAGACACUUGUGUUUUACGAGGGGAGAGCACCUCGAGGACAAAAGACUGAUUGGAUCAUGAAUGAAUAUCGAUUACCAGAUACAUGUGACAUCGUACUGUGUAAAAUUUAUAGGAAGGCAACCUCUCUGAAGAUGAUGGAGCAGAGGGCUGCUGCAAUGGAACCGCAACAAGUAAUGACAGUUCCAACACUGCCAUCCAUGGACUCCAUGUUGGAGGAAGAAUAUAGUGAUGCAUCCGAGGAAAGUUUAACCAAGAUUUCGACUAACAGUAUAACGUUGCCAAAUAGUCAAGAGAAAAUGGAACAUCUCCAAGUGCCCAAAUUGAGCAUGGACUGGAAUCAAGACUCUUUCUGGGCACAAUUUCGUAGCCCUUGGCUCGACAAUUUCACGCCUUUGGCCAAUUUGUUGAAUUUCUGA
Fraxinus pennsylvanica is the source of this 762-nucleotide messenger RNA. The record is from the annotation of a GenBank genome assembly. NCBI's taxonomy places the organism in Eukaryota, Viridiplantae, Streptophyta, Magnoliopsida, Lamiales, Oleaceae.